AUGAAGUCUGGAGCCAGUGACAGAGGCACUCGGCCUGGUGAUCCUCCGAAGAACCAAGACGCCAAAGUCGGGCAAAUCCUUGCAGUAGCCACCAGAUCUGGAUAUGUCUCGGAGAUAUCAUGCACCAACUGCGAGGAUCCAAGCCACACAGACGACAACUGCACUUCCACGGAGAAGACUUGCAACUGGUGCAAGGAGGCCGGACAUUCGCGAGUAACCUGUCCCAAAGCACAAUGCUCAAACUGCUGA
Molecule: messenger RNA, 249 nt
Organism: Colletotrichum graminicola M1.001
Lineage: Eukaryota; Fungi; Ascomycota; Sordariomycetes; Glomerellales; Glomerellaceae
Exons: 1
Coding region: 1-249 (82 amino acids)
Molecular function (GO): nucleic acid binding; zinc ion binding
Source: RefSeq, a predicted model, not a curated record